Columba livia (rock pigeon) is the source of this 3073-nucleotide messenger RNA. RefSeq names its product EF-hand calcium binding domain 7 (gene EFCAB7). The transcript has 15 exons. Gene Ontology annotation, biological process: positive regulation of protein localization to ciliary membrane. Gene Ontology annotation, cellular component: ciliary membrane; plasma membrane protein complex. The record is from RefSeq and is a predicted model, not a curated record. Gene Ontology annotation, molecular function: calcium ion binding. NCBI's taxonomy places the organism in Eukaryota, Metazoa, Chordata, Aves, Columbiformes, Columbidae. The coding region runs from base 468 to 2327 and encodes 619 amino acids.
CCCAGCGGGGCGGGCUGAGGGCGGCGGGCGAGGGCCUGCGGGGACCGGGCGGCUUCUCGGUCCCGCUGUCGGUGCUAUACUGCGAUAAGAGUCGGGCUGGUGGCGGCUUCGCCCCCUGGGGAGGGUUUGUGCGAGGCCGGUUUGGGCGGGAGGUGAAAUGCGGCCGAACCCGCCCCUCACGGCUGCUGGGGCCGCCAGGAGGGCGGGAGCGUUGAUUCCCCUCCGGUGCGCUGAGGGAAGGGGAUUAUAAUGUCUUUUGCACGAGGGUGGGUGGUAAAUUUUGCCGAAGGACACCCCUGCGCUCACCAGCGAGGGAGGUAAUGAGAUUCGUGUGGUAAAAGUUUCCAAAUUUCAGGUGAUUGAGGCCUGAGCGCUUGGCAGCUGAAGAAGCAGCAGCGCGAAGCUUCUCUGGUGUUUUCUGCUGUGGAUGGUGCUGAACGUCGGCCUCAGACCCACGCCAGGAAAGAAUGGCCAGCAGUCCUGAGGAUAACGCGUCCCUCUCUGUUCAGAAAGUCACACACUCAGAAAGUUCCCAAGCAAAGAAGUCUCAGCAUGCAGAAGAAGCAAUCUUUUACAUGAAUUGCCGAGCAGCUUACCUAACUGUUUUAAAAAGCAGUUUAGAAAAUAUUAAAUCAAAAGAACAACUCAGUUUAGUACUUCAACAGGCUGGAAGAAAUCCAUCUCAGAAGACAGUUAAUAGAUAUUGGACUUCACAAACGACUACACUGAAUUUUGAUGAUUUUUGUACUAUUUUAAAAAAAGAAAAACCAGCUACAAAAACUGAACUGCUUAAAGCAUUCGGAAAAAUAGACACAGAUAACACUGGAUAUAUUUUACAUGAUGAACUUUAUAAAAUUCUUACAACAAGAGGUGAAAAAAUGACUCGGGAUGAAGUCAGUGCCAUUAUUAAACAAGCUGAUUGUAACUGCAGUGGCAAACUUGACUACAACAAGUUUUGUGAAUUAUACAUGACAACCAGUGAGCAGUGCUGCAAGACUGCGCGAGAUAAACUGGAAGUUGACAGUCGAUUGAGGCAACAGCAGUUUGGAAGUCAAGCUGAAACUUCCUCUGAAGGGAUCACAUCGCCGGUGUCAAAACCAUCACCGAGAAUCUCAAGGAAAACUGACCACAAACAAGCACCAACAAAAGGUGACAACAAAACUCCUUCAAGACCCUCUUCAGCUCAGAGUUGCAAAGAAUCCACGUCAGCCACUAUCAGUGUGGGUGCCGGUAGCAGCAGAAACACAAUUGAGCCAGACACAAUGAAGGAAUGGCCAUGUGCACAAUCUAAAGGAUGCUUCUACUUAGAAGACAAUGGUGAAAUUAUUAGCCACAAGUACAAGUUGCACUUACCUCAGAGGUCUACAGUAUGUAUUACCAUCAAGCCCUUAAAUAUUCGUCAAGUAGAAGGAAAACCUUGUCAUUGGUUGUCAGUGGAUACAGUUUUGUAUAUCCUGAAGGAAAAUGAAACCCAGGAAAAUCUACAGCUUGUGAGCUUUACUGAUCAACAAAACAAAGAGACGUUUGGAUGGAGAGGGGAGCUUGGAUCAGGCAUUUACUGGCUACUCCCAUUCACAACAGGUUGUAGGUUGAAGAAGGCAAAAGCACAAAUUACUAGAGAAGCAAAACUGGUGUAUAGAGGUGAAGAUGGAGAACUGGCUCUGACCAAAGAGUUCCGAGCCACUUUAUUGGAUAUAUUUGAAACAAUUGAUUUGGAUGGAAAUGGCCUUCUGAGUUUGGAGGAAUACAAUUUCUUUGAGCUGAGAACUAGUGGUGAGAAAUGUGAUGAGGAAGCGUGGGCUGUAUGUAAGGAGAAUUUUGAUAUGAAGAAGAAUGAACUAACAAGACAAGGAUUUAUGGAUUUGAAUCUCAUGGAAGCCAACGACCGUGAAGGGGAUCCUACUGACCUUUGGGUCACUUUGUUGUCUCUGGGCUACAAUAAAGCUUUAGAAAUGACAGAGGCAUGCCCCUUUGUCAUUGAUAUCUACGCAGAAAAAUGCAAACCCAGAAUUAAAGCCAUGUAUCUAGAGGCAGGGAGCUGGCAACUCAACAGGGCUGUUUGCAAGUCUGUUGUUAAUAAAGGAGAGGCCAAAGUCGUGGAUGGCUGUGAAAACGUAACCGUCUAUACCUACAAAGUGGGCAGGAGAAUCACUUCUGUUAUUGAAAAUAAGUCUGAAAACAAAGUGAUUAUUCAUGUCAACAAUGAGCAGAGUAAGAACUGCCUAAGUAACAGGGGGCUUACUGUUUUUGCUGUAGAAGUGGCACCAAAGUCCACGAUGAUGCUGAAUGUUCAUCAAUUAACGUUAGUGAUAUUUCUCAGCACGUGAUGCCGCUGAACGAGCAGGAAGAAUGGCUUUAUAAUUGUGUGCAUUCCCUCGUACGUUAAACGUUCCGGUUGGAGAGCCAUUUCUCAGUAGCCUUCAGACUAAACCAGGAUUUUUUUGGCAGUUUCUACCCAAUUUAUAGUCUUGUCCUUAAAAAGCUUGCAUAUAUUUAUGCUUCUCAGAGUUUGAUUUGUUAAAGCCAAUGAAUCACAUCAGUACUUACUUCUUGUAUCACACUUCUACUAAUGGCUUUUAAGAAACAUAUAACGAUAACAAAGGGAUGGAAUAACUGUAAGUUUGUGAAAUCCUUUGACAGAAUAUUCAUCACAUUUGUUCUAAUGAAAUAUUUUGGCAUGAAAACACUGAGACAUGGUACAAAUUAGUUCUGUUCAGUAAUAUAGCUGACAGUUGUAAUAUAAUUGUGGUUUGCAAAGGCUAAUUUGUUUUAUAAAGGCUGAUAUGCUCUUCUUUUCUAUAACAUGUAAUGUAGUUUCAUCACGUGCUGGCACUGUUUUGCUGAGGAGAAACUUGCUUUGUUAAAUUGGUCUGAUGGGUUCCUAAUUAAACAUUCUUGUGGUUUUGACAUGAGAAGUCUAAAGGGGUGGGGUUUGUGAUUUUAUUUUGCUACCUGAUAAAGGAUUUGGUUCUUAUGACGAUACUCAUCUUACGCUUGUUCUGAAUAAUUACUGACUGCUUUUAUACUGUUAUAUAAAAUAAAGUCCACCUUUUCAUAUGUGAUAAGGAAAUAA